AUCUUACUUUAAACAGCAGCGAAAGAGACGCUCUGCGGCGGUGCAGCCCGGCAGUCGGCCCGCCCAUGAGGCGGCGGGGCUGUGCCCGACCUGCCUUGAGGAGGUGACAUGGGGGACGAGCCGGCCUCGGAGGACGACACGCUGCUUCAUUCAGAGAAGGAGUUCCACGAUGCAGCGAAGCGUAAUGACACGGCCAGGAUGGAGGAGCUCAUCAAGAGGGGGGUUGAUAUCAAAGCCAAAAACAAUACAGAGCGAACUGCCUUGCACUGGGCUGCAGGAGCUGGGAAUGUGGAUGCUGUGCGACUGCUCCUGGACCAUGAUGUGCCAGUGGAUGAUGAGGACAGUUUUGGAAUGAACGCACUUCUCCUGUCUGCUUGGUUUGGCCACCUCCAUGUCCUGCAUAUCCUUGUCAAUGCUGGGGCGAAGAUAAACUGUGUUAAUAAGAAUGGCAGGAACCUGCUUCAUUGUGCAGCACAGAAGGGACACCUCCGGGUGAUGGAAUUCAUCAUGGAGGACCUAGAAGAUGUGUGCGUGGAUCAGACAGACAAGAUGGACAGGACAGCAUUUCACCUGGCUGCAGAGCAUGGUCAGCUGGAGGUGGUGGAGUUCCUAAUCCGGCACGGUUGUUCUCACAGUGCUAAAGACAAGGAAAAGGAUACAGCACUGCAUUUAGCUGCUAAAAAUGGACAUCUUUCUGUGCUGCAGAAGAUUGUAGAUGUUGGAGUUGACCUUGAUGAAAAGAACUUAGAAGGACUUACAUGUUUACACCUGGCUGCUGAGGGAGGUCACAGUGACUGUGUAAAGCUGCUCUUGGCAGCAGGUGCUGAUGUCAAUGUCCAAACUCAGAAGAAAAUGAACUGCCUUCAUUAUGCAGCGCUACAUGGCUAUGAGGAGAUAGCCAGGAUCCUUGUGGAUGCAGGAAUCCACGUCGAUGCUGUUAAUCAUCAAAAUGCUUCAGCAACACACUUGGCGGUACUGCAGAACUUCCCAGCACUGGUGAAGCUCCUCAUUGAUGCAGAGUGUGACCUUGACAUUCCAGAUAAUAGGCAGCAGACCUCACUUCACAUCGCUGCAGAGCACGGCAGGCAGGACAUCGCCGAGAUGAUUCUCAUUGCAGGAGUAAAUCUGAAACUAACGGACAAGCAGGGAAAAACAUCUCUGGAUGUUGCUGCCCGAGGCAAUCACAUCAACUUGGCAGACAUGAUUAUCAAGGCAGAUCGGUUUUACAAAUGGGAAAAGGACAACCUGAACAGUGACUCCAAUUCCUGGGUGGCAAAGCACUUGACCUUUAAGCAAGAUCACAGGGUGGAAACACAGCACAUUCGCUCAGUAAUGUGGAGGUUAGCCACUAAAUACCUCAAACCUGGUGAAUGGAAGAAGCUGGCACAUUACUGGAAAUUCACUGAUGCACAUAUUAGAGCCAUUGAGCAACAAUGGACAGGUACUGCAAGCUACAGAGAGCAUGGCCACAGGAUGUUGCUAAUCUGGCUUCACGGUGUGAUCAUGGCAGGAGAAAAUCCAGUCAAGGGGUUGUAUGAAGGUCUUGUGGGCAUUGGAAGAAGAGAUUUAGCAGAAAGCAUUCGGAAAAAAGCAAACGCAGACCCUGCUUCUCCAAAGAAGUGCACAGCAAUGUAACCCCCACUGGUUGUCACUGGCUGUCUUAUGAGCUACAAGAGAAUCACUUGCUAUGCUACUUACCAGAAGGCAGCUGUAAGUUCAGGGCUUGUCAUAAAAGUCACUGCUGCUUCCUUCUUGGUCUGGAACUACCAGGAUAUCAGCAAACAGUAGCAGUCCAAAUGCCUCCUUUAUAAAGAAGUGGGAUUUUAUUGGCUAUUCCGUAUGUUCCAAAUACUGUAAUAAGAGGUAAGUCACAGCAUGGCAAGUGAGACUAUCAGAAAAUACUGCAGUAUUGUACUGUAACUUGUUUGUGUCACAAUUUUGUAUAUAAGUUUUUAAUUGUCAAUUUUAUAAACUGGGGAGAAUGCCUUUGUUUUGAGAAAUGUUCUUUGCUUAUCUGUUUUGUGUUUGUUUCUAGUGCUUGCGCCUUAGAUUUGUUCUCAACUUCCCUCUUAGCACAGGAGUUUGUUCAGAAAAGUUGAGGUGACUGCAUGGUCUGUGAUCUUUAAGGAGAAGAUCGUUAACUUCAUCGGUGUAACAUUUAUAAAUCAGCUGGGUAACUUGAAAAGCCUAGAUGAGCACGGAGUUAUCUGUGUUCUAGGAAACAAAGAGUGAAGUUGUUAAGAUGACCUGAAGUUUUCAUCUAGAAACCUGAAUGUUUUCAUCUAGAGCACCGCUGUGUGGAUUUUACUGUUAUAACUCAAAGAUGUUAGCAUUGAUUAUUUUACAUAAUCUCUCAUAAGGCCAGUUUUCAUAAACACAGAUUUGACUCGUCAGCUUUUGUAUUUUUAGAGUGUUUUGAGUAGAAAUAAUGUCUGUAUUUCAAUGAAUCAGAAUUUUACUGUUAAAUUUGCACACUAUUGCAUAUUAUAUCCUAGUCAUUCUUUUCUUAAAAAAAGAAAAAAUACAUAAAGAAACGAAUCCAACAACAACAAAAAAAUGUGCAAUUCUGUCUCAUUGCUGACCCACCACAACCUUGUAAGUAGAACUGU
This is a messenger RNA of Lagopus muta (rock ptarmigan), 2609 nucleotides long. RefSeq names its product ankyrin repeat and death domain containing 1A (gene ANKDD1A). The transcript is spliced from 15 exons. Gene Ontology annotation, molecular function: protein binding. Gene Ontology annotation, biological process: signal transduction. Lineage: Eukaryota; Metazoa; Chordata; Aves; Galliformes; Phasianidae. Bases 109 to 1635 code for a protein of 508 amino acids. The record is from RefSeq and is a predicted model, not a curated record.